This is a messenger RNA of Rubroshorea leprosula, 1324 nucleotides long. NCBI's taxonomy places the organism in Eukaryota, Viridiplantae, Streptophyta, Magnoliopsida, Malvales, Dipterocarpaceae. The record is from the annotation of a GenBank genome assembly.
CGUCUCCUUGGAUUUGAUCGUCCUUUCCUUUCGCAUAAGAUACUCCAGCACUCAACUACCCAUCGACAAAAUUUUGUCUUUGCUUGAAGUUUGGAUCCAACAAUCGGAGGAAAAAUGCUAGCAGUUUUUGACAAAUCAGUUGCCAAAAGCCCGGAGGCCCUUAAUGCUCCUGAUCACUCUCAGGCCGUAUCCGCACUCAAAGAUGGGUUCUUGGCAAAGCACUUUGGCUCUGUGCACCCUGGCUCUGUUACUGUGAACCUUGGCUCAUCUGGGGUUUUGGCCUACUCUCUUAACAAGCAGAACCCACUUCUCCCUAGGCUGUUUGCAGUUGUGGAUGAUAUUUUCUGUUUGUUUCAAGGCCACAUCGAGAAUGUUGCUGUUCUUAAGCAACAAUAUGGCUUAAGCAAAACUGCAAAUGAGGUGAUCAUUAUUAUUGAGGCCUACAGAUCCCUAAGAGACAGAGGUCCUUAUCCUGCCGACCAGGUUGUAAGAGAUAUUGAGGGGAAAUUUGCAUUUAUUCUCUAUGACAGUAAUUCACAAGUCGCAUUUAUAGCUGCUGAUGCUGAUGGAAAUGUUCCUUUCUUUUGGGGAACUGAUGCUGAAGGACAUCUUGUUUUUUCAGAUGAAGUAGAUGUUGUGAAGAAGGGAUGUGGGAAGUCCUUUGCUCCCUUCCCAAAAGGAUGCUUCUUCACAUCAUCUGGAGGUUUGAGGAACUUCGAGCAUCCACUCAAUGAAUUGAAGCCAGUGCCAAGGGUGGACAGUUCAGGACAAGUGUGUGGUGCUGAUUUCAGUGUGGAUGUAGAUGCAAAGAAGGAAUCAUCUGGAAUGAAAAAGGUUGGGAGUGCUGCUAACUGGUCCAGUCAUUACUGAGUUCAUAAAUGGAAUGGUAACUGUUAUUACCAAGCCUUCCUGUCUUCCUCCACCCUUUUCUGUUGUUUUGAAUCCAUAACCUCUUAUCCCCCUUGACUUAGCUGCACCAUGGGGUAUUGAACUUUAUAUUGUCAUCAGUGUUUUUCCUAAGAUAGCAUUUGAUGCAGCCAUACAUCUUUCGUACUACUAAAACUUAGCCAGGCAUGGCAUAUAACAUGGAAUAACAUCAUCUUUCAGGAACGUUGAUGAUAUUAGUUUUUAUUCCCUGCUUUUUUAACUGUGGACGCACAGGAUGUAACCAUUAGAACUUUAGUUCUGAUGGAACAUUAAAUUGCCACUUAUAAAAGAACGUUGAUGAUAUUAGUUUUUAUUCCCUGCUUUUUUUACUGUGGAUGCACGGGAUGUAACCAUUAGAACUUUAGUUAUGAUGGAAUAUUAAAUUGCUACUUAUAGA